AAUUUUAGAACUAAAUUAAAUAUUUUUGAACUUGUUGUUUCACAUAGUACAUCGGACUAUAUAACCCCACUCUCCCCUAUCUCAAACGUAAAAAAUUGCGUCAAGAUUACAACGGAUCCCCAGUAUCUUCCGGAUAGCCAACAUUCAGUUGAUUUUGUGUUCAAGCCCAAAGAAGAGCCGUCUGAGAAAAACACGACACGGAGGAAGAAACAACAUUUAACUAAUUAAAUAUUUUUUAACUUGUUGUUUCACAUAGUACAACGGACUAUAGAACCCCCCUCUCCCCUACAACUGUGCCAUUACCUGGGAAUCUCUAAAAAUUAGUGGUUGGUGUUUUAUACAUUCAGUCCGAAAGUAAUAUGUCACAGUCGACUGCGAAGCUUUGUUUACCAUGGCAGAGGAAAGAAGAGUUGAUUCAAGUAACGCAAGCAGCGAAAAUCAUGAGGGCAACAUCCCCGUAGAAGUACCACAUUCUUCAGUCACCGUCAUUCGUUUAAAGGCUAAACAUGACGGUGGAGAUGGUUCGGAACCGAAAUCUUGGUGGAGGACGCGGAAAGAACGUAUUUUUCGCAAGAAAACGUUGUACAUGCGUUUCCCAAUCCUGAAAUGGCUUCCCAAAUAUUCCCUACAGGAUUUCGUAGCCGACCUAGUGGCCGGAAUCACUGUUGGAGUCACUGUGAUCCCACAAGGAUUAGCUUACGCAACCGUGGCAGGACUUCCCCCCCAGUAUGGUUUGUACGCUGCUUACAUGGGCUGCUUUAUAUAUGCACUACUUGGCAGCACACACGCAGUUACAAUCGGACCAACGGCUCUUUUGGCUCUCGUAAUAUAUGACUCCGGUGCCGCGCAAAUGGGACCAGAAGCGGCCAUUCUUCUCGCCUUUCUAACCGGGUGCAUCGUUCUCCUUUUCGGCCUUCUUAACUUUGGUUUUUUAAUUGAUUUCAUCGCGGCUCCAGUCGUGGCGGGAUUUACAAGUGCCGCCGCUUUUACCAUAGCCACAACUCAGAUUGAAGCUCUUCUCGGAUUGGAAUUCGAAGCAGAAGGUUUCUUGAAUACGUGGAUUGCGGUUAUCAAACACAUUGAAGAGACCAAAAAAUGGGACGCAGUGUUGGGAUUCUCCUCCAUUGCCAUUUUACUUCUUCUUCGGAUUCUCGACCAAGUAAAAUUAGGCAAAGAAGGAGAGAGAAACCGCUGGGAAAAUUGGUUCAACACAGGGUGCUGGCUUAUUUCCGUCUCCCGUAACGCAAUCGUCAUAAUAGUUGGAUCCAUCAUCGCUUACGGUCUGACCGAGCCCGGAAAUCCCAGUUUUCCUUUCACUUUAACAGGCACUAUCCCCAGUGGAUUUCCGCCAUUUAAGCCACCCGUAUUCACCUUCCAGAACGGCGACAAGACAUACACUUUUGUGGAGAUAUGCAGAAAUCUGGGCUCUUCUCUCUAUAUCACUCCGUUAGUGGCAAUUCUGGAAUCCAUCGCAAUCGCCAAGUCAUUUGCAAAAGGGAAGAAAAUCGAUGCCAGUCAAGAAAUGAUUGCUAUUGGUGCUAGCAACAUUAUGGGUUCAUUUGCAUCUUCGUUCCCAAUCACCGGCUCUUUUUCGCGUACAUCUGUAAAUGCUGCCAGCGGUGUCAGAACACCUUUCAACGGAAUUUACACCGCUUCUCUCGUCCUGUUGGCUAUCACCGUCUUGACGCCUUAUUUCUUUUUCAUUCCAAAAAGCUGCCUUGCAGCUGUCAUCAUUUGCGCCGUUAUAUUCAUGGUCGAAGUCCAUUUAGUGAAAAUGGUUUGGAAAUCUAAGAAAACUGAUUUGGUUCCGUUUGGAGUGACGUUCGUCUUCUGUGUGUUUGUUGGGCUUGAGCAAGGUAUUUUAAUCGGUACGGCUAUCAAUUUGGGAAUGUUGUUGUACAGCACUGCCCGACCGAGAAUCCGGAUUCACAAAGUUCAGUCUCUAAAAACCGAAUAUCUUAUCAUCACCCCGGAUCGUAGUUUGGUGUUUACCGCUGUCGAAUAUUUUAUGUCAUGUGUUCGUAAGGCCUCGGCGCUUUAUCCCGGCAUCAUCGUCGUUAUCGAUAUGAGCCACGUGUCGGCGGCGGAUUUCACUACCUCUUACGGAUUCGACAACAUGAUCAAGAGCUUGCAGAAACACGACCACAAAGUUGUCUUGACUAGAACGAAACCAGAAGUAUUGCCCGUUUUGUCUGGCAUUGGGUGUGACCUGCACAUCCACACCGACAACAUGGACUUUGACACAUUUCUCCAAGAUAUUACUACAUUGUCUAAAACACCUGUGCUAUCUAACGCCUCAUCAUCUACAUUUUCGUCAACAACAGUCGUCAAAAGAAAUUCUGACGUUGCUGAGACAUCAAUGAGCAUUUCAGUUGACGUUGAACAAGAACCACGGGGCUAAGUGCAUUGUCAAAUUUCAUUUAAUCAUCUGAAAUUAAAUUGAAAAAAUACCGAUGUGAAUACAGUAUGGUACACAAAAUA
Daphnia pulex (common water flea) is the source of this 2481-nucleotide messenger RNA. RefSeq names its product sodium-independent sulfate anion transporter-like. Gene Ontology annotation, molecular function: sulfate transmembrane transporter activity. The coding region runs from base 392 to 2401 and encodes 669 amino acids. The transcript has 13 exons. Gene Ontology annotation, biological process: transmembrane transport. The record is from RefSeq and is a predicted model, not a curated record. Gene Ontology annotation, cellular component: membrane. NCBI's taxonomy places the organism in Eukaryota, Metazoa, Arthropoda, Branchiopoda, Diplostraca, Daphniidae.